Molecule: messenger RNA, 894 nt
Organism: Notechis scutatus (mainland tiger snake)
Lineage: Eukaryota; Metazoa; Chordata; Lepidosauria; Squamata; Elapidae
Source: RefSeq, a predicted model, not a curated record
UUCACGGAGUAAGGAAAAUUAGAGGGGACUGGAAGAAAGUUCCCGGGCUGUGAUCCUUCGGAGCGCUGCCGGACAGCUGCGAGCAAAAAAGAGCGGUCCCCCUUCCUAGCUCCCAGUCAGAGGGCGCCGCCGGAAAACAAAGGCGGCCUUGCCCGCCCUUCCUUCAUGUCGCCGCCGCCGCCGCAAUCGGCGGUCUUCUUCGAGCGGGAGCUGCCCCGGCGGGACGGCUCUGGGAUCCUUCGGCUGACGCAGCGUUCGGCCGGCGGGACGGGCUCGGUGGUGUGGGACGCCGCGCUGGUGCUGGCCCGCUUCCUAGAGAAGAACGCGGCACAAACAGAGCAGAGCGGCGGAAGCCCGGUGGGCCUUCUCCGCCACAAGGCCGCGCUCGAAUUGGGCGCCGGCACCGGCCUCGUCGGCCUCGUGGCCGCCAGCCUCGGAGCAAAUGUUACUGUUACUGAUCUGGAGGAAGUUCAGGACUUAUUAAAAAUGAACAUUGAGAAUAAUCAACAUCUUGUAUCAGGUUCAAUUCAAGCCAAGGUACUGAAAUGGGGGGAAGAUGUGACAGAUUUUCUUCCUGCACCUGAUUUCAUAUUGAUGGCAGAUUGCAUCUACUACGAAGAGUCACUGGAACCAUUGAUUAAGACCCUGAGGGACUUGGCUGGCUUGGAUACUUUCAUCCUUUGCUGUUAUGAAGAAAGGACUGUGGGACAAAACCCAGAAGUAGAGAAAAAAUACUUUGAGCUUCUUCAGAAGGACUUUGAGUUGCAAAAGGUUCCCUUGGAUGAACAUGAUGAAGAAUAUCAGAGUGAAGACAUUCAUAUCCUUAUCAUGCAAAAGAAAAAAAUAGCUUGUGAACAAGGCAUAUACAAGACGGAGUAAUGUCAAGGCCUAAUC